CAACGACGAACCAACUCCAAUAGCGCAGCACCAUGAACGCUAAGCUCUUCUUCAUCCUCGCUUUCGUAGCAGUAGCCAUCGCCGAAGAUCAGGUCGAUGGGGAGACGAAGAAAGACAAGAGAGGAAUCUAUGGAUUAGGAUAUGGUCUGGGAGGUGGUGGUUAUAGUGUGCCAGCCAGCCAAGCAGUCUCCGUUGUAACCAAGGAAGUGGCGGUUCCAGUACCUCAUCCCGUUCCUGUUCCUGUCGAGAAGCAAGUUCCUGUCCCAGUUAAGGUACCAGUUGCUGUCCCGGUCGACCGACCCUAUCCUGUCCACGUUCCGAGACCCUACCCAGUCGAGGUGACCAGGCACGUUCCAGUGCCAGUUGACAGGCCAGUCCCCGUUCCAGUCAGGGUUCCAGUGCCAGCCCCGUACCCCGUCAAAGUAGCGCAACCCUACGCUGUUCCAGUCGUCAAACAGAUCGCAGUCCCGUACGUACAACCUGCAGUGGUCAUCGACAAAUACAGCGGUGGCUGGCCUCACGGUGGUUACUCCGGUGGCUACUCCGGUGGUUACUCCUCCUGGUAA
This is a messenger RNA of Eufriesea mexicana, 566 nucleotides long. Its product is annotated as zinc finger protein 512B. The record is from RefSeq and is a predicted model, not a curated record. Lineage: Eukaryota; Metazoa; Arthropoda; Insecta; Hymenoptera; Apidae. The transcript is spliced from 3 exons. The coding region runs from base 33 to 566 and encodes 177 amino acids.